Messenger RNA from Humulus lupulus (European hop), 1308 nucleotides. RefSeq lists its product as uncharacterized. The record is from RefSeq and is a predicted model, not a curated record. The transcript has a single exon. The coding region runs from base 1 to 1308 and encodes 435 amino acids. Lineage: Eukaryota; Viridiplantae; Streptophyta; Magnoliopsida; Rosales; Cannabaceae.
AUGGAUUAUGAGGAAACUUUCGCUCCAGUUUCCAAACAUACCACUAUUCGUACUCUCAUUGCUCUUGCGUCUGCUCGACAGUGGUCCAUUUCUCAAAUGGACGUUAAAAACGCCUUCUUGAACGGGACUCUUCAAGAAGAAGUUUACAUGGUUCCUCCACCAUGUGUUCCUCAUAAUUCAGGAGAAGUUUGCAGAUUGAAGAAGGCUCUUUAUGGGCUUAAACAAGCUCCCCGAGCCUGGUUUGAAAAAUUCUCCAUCGUGAUUACUUCUCUCGACUUCCACCCCAGUGCACAUGAUUCAGCUCUCUUUAUUAGGUGUACUUCUUCUGGACGCACUUUACUCUCUUUAUAUGUUGAUGAUAUGAUUAUCACCGGUGAUGAUGCGAAUGGGAUAACGGAGUUGAAAACGCACUUGACUCGUGAAUUUGAGAUGAAAGAUUUGGGUUCCCUACGAUACUUUUUAGGGUUAGAAGUAUCUUACUCUCCUCGUGGCUAUCUUCUUUCUCAAUCUAAGUACAUUGCUGAUAUUAUCGAUCAGGCUCAUCUCUCUGAUGCUCGCACUGUUGAUACCCCUCUUGAGCUUAAUGUCAGGUAUUCUUCAUCUGAUGGUGUUGCCUUGUCAGAUCCCUCUCUAUAUCGCACUCUGGUUGGUAGCUUAGUGUACCUUACUAUCAUCAGGCCAGACAUCGCUUAUGCAGUUCACAUUGUUAGUCAGUUUGUUGCAUCUCCCACUACCGUUCAUUGGGCAGCUGUGCUUCGUAUUCUUCGAUAUCUUCGGGGAACUCAAUUUCAGAGUCUGCUUUUUCCAUCUACGUCUACUUUAGAGUUACGUGCCUACUCAGAUGCAGAUUGGGGUGGUGAUUGUACUGAUCGCAAAUCUACCACUGGUUUUUGCAUAUUUUUGGGAGAUUAUCUUAUUUCUUGGAAAAGUAAAAAACAGACUGUUGUCUCUCGAUCGUCUACAGAAGCAGAAUAUCGUGCCAUGGCCUCCACUACCGAUAAAAUUGUUUGGUUGCGUUGGUUACUUGCUGAUAUGGAUGUUAUUCUCUCAGAUCCCACUCCGAUGCAUUGUGACAAUGUUAGUGCUAUUCAGAUUACUCGCAACUCCAUUUUUCAUGAGUGCACGAAACAUAUUGAGAUAGAUUGUCAUCUUACUCGUCACCACUAUCAGAAUGGGACCAUCACUUUACCAUUUGUCACUUCCGCUAUGCAGAUUUCCGACUUGUUUACGAAGGCUCAUACUAUUUCUCGUUUUCGUUUCUUAGUUAGAAAACUCUCGAUGCUUCCCGCAAAUGCAUCGAGAGUUUGA